This is a messenger RNA of Ictidomys tridecemlineatus (thirteen-lined ground squirrel), 1407 nucleotides long. NCBI's taxonomy places the organism in Eukaryota, Metazoa, Chordata, Mammalia, Rodentia, Sciuridae. The record is from RefSeq and is a predicted model, not a curated record.
AGGAAGGGAAGGGGGCUGUGGUUAACCCAGGUGUGGGGAGAGAGGUUUGAGGUCAUGGGGGGACGCCGAGCUCCCCUAAAGUGCCACCUUCUCAGCAGACCCCCAGGAAUCGACCCAUCAGGACGACAGAGCUGCCUCAGCGGUGACCACCUUCUCCCCACAACAUAUUCUUCCCUCCUUCACAAACGGUCCAUGGCAGACAAAGGCUCCGGGGGCAGUCGCCUCCCCCUGGCGCUGCCUGCAGCAUCUCAGGGUUGUUCGUCAGGGGGCAGUGGCUCUUCAGCAGGGGGCUCGGGCAAUCCCCGGCCCCCACGCAACCUCCAAGGCUUGCUGCAGAUGGCCAUCACGGCGGGCUCUGAGGAGCCAGAUCCCCCUCCAGAACCCAUGAGUGCGGAGCGUCGUCAAUGGCUGCAGGAGGCCAUGUCAGCCGCCUUCCGAGGCCAGCGAGAGGAGGUGGAGCAGAUGAAGAGCUGUCUCCGAGUGUUGUCCCAGCCCACGCCGCCCAUGGCUGGUGAAGCUGAAUUGGCUAAUGACCAGCAGGAGCGUGAGGGGGCCCUGGAGCUGCUGGCUGACCUGUGUGAGAACAUGGACAAUGCUGCAGAUUUCUGCCAGCUGUCAGGCAUGCACCUGCUGGUGGGCCGGUACCUGGAGGCGGGGGCUGCAGGGCUGCGGUGGAGGGCGGCUCAGCUCAUCGGGACGUGCAGUCAGAACGUGGCGGCCAUCCAAGAGCAGGUGCUGGGCCUUGGGGCCCUUCGCAAGCUGCUGCGGCUGCUGGACCGGGAUGCCUGCGACACGGUACGCGUCAAGGCCCUCUUCGCCAUUUCCUGUGAGUGUCCCAAGUUGGUCAGCAAGGCCUGGGUGGCUUCUCGGGUGGGCAGGAGUGGAGAGGACCUGCCCCUGCUGCCGUGCAUGCUGGGCAGGGCCUGGCCUCUGCUCAGGUCGCCCUUCUCCCCCGCCAUGCAGGAGGAGCUGGAGUUCUGUGAAAAGCUGCUGCAGACCUGUUUCUCCAGCCCUACGGAUGACAGCAUGGAUCGGUGAAAGGAGGUGGCUUCUCACCCUUCUCCGCGGAGCCCCAGGCCUCCUGCCUCCCUCCCUCCCACCUGAGGCACUGUAGCCUUGUCGAGCCUGGGCCUGGGGCAUGCCAGGCUGUCUCUGGGCUGCCCCCUGGAGGGGUUGCCAAGAAAGGCUUUGGCUCCUGGGAUCCCCACCUCCCGUGCUUGCUCGCCCUCAGCCCCUUUCUCAUGUCUGCACUGCUCUUCCAAUAAAGGUGUUUCUCCUCCUCCCCCUUCACUGCCACCUUUGUCACCUCCUUUAAAGGGUGCUUGGGGGAGGGCAGGAGAGGCAUGAGCUUGGGGAGACUUGGGGAGCCACUGGAGAGAUAAUAAAGGUGUUGCUGUUUGACCUGCA